AAUGUUAUGGCUCAUUGGUGUAAAUAAAAUGGAGCGGAGAUGAACCUGCGUGGAAGAGGAUCUUAGUGUAUUUUGUCCCUCAGUUAGGAGGAUGGUUUGAGAGUUUAACUUCUUCCAAAGGUCAAAGGUGAAGAAUUGCAGAAGUUGAUAAAAAGUUUGUGUAAUCAAUUCUUCAAAACUACAAUUAGAUUACAAUACCAAGCUUAAAAAACUAUUUGGAUGUCAUACCAGUAGCCUCCACUCUAAUCAAGGCAUAAGCGUUAGUGCCUGGACUUGGCUAAACAGCAUUGGAACUUAGAUUGGAACUGGGUUCUAUGGUCAGAUGAGUUAUAAAUGUAUUGAUAUAUUGGUCGAUAUAUGAUGUUGUGUGCUGUUUUGCCCUGGGACCCUGGCCAGGAUACAUGGCAUCAUGCGCUCUGACAAGUAACAGGAGAUUUUAGAGAAAUCUUUUGUCUGCUGGGAGGCAAAACUGGAUCAUUUGCUUGAUCUUCCUGUGGGCCAAUGGUCGAAAGCAUCUCUCCAGAUCCACAAAAGAAUAUCUAAAAUCCCAGGUUUGACAGAUUAAUAAUCUGUGAGAUGAGUUGAAAGUAGAGUCCACAAGUGAGGGGCAAGUACGUUGAAUGACCUAGACAGAUUCUCCAUUGAUGAAUGGUGUCAUAUCCUUUGUUAUGUGUUCCCUCAGCUCAUCAAACAUCUGUGUGUCAAGACUGUGCUGUUAUCUUGGCAAGUAGAGGGUGAAAAAAGUAUGAAUGCAGGGUGCCAAUAAACACAAUGCUUUUAAGAUUAUAAUUUCUUCCCUUUGAAAAGAUUUGACCUAAUUAAAGAGUGUAAGGUCAAGCUGAUGCAAUCAAACUUCAUAUUUUUUUCAUUUGUCUUUACCCAGGGUACCAAUAGCGAAGGGCAUUGUAUGUUCAAUGUAAAUAAAAAUUACAAAGAUUUAAUAAAUAUAUAUAUUUUUUUAAACAAGCUCACCUGGAAUCAUAAUAUCAGUUUCGUGCCCUUACUGCUUGUCUCAGAUGCCACCCUUUUCAGGUUGAACACAAGUCUAUUGUAAACCCCUCCCCCUCUGAUGUCAUAGGGAAAUGACUGGGAAGUUUGAGGACAUUAUUUAAGGAGCCAGCUCUCUCUGGAGUCUCAGAUGUGAUCCCAGGAAUACUGCAUACUUCUAAGGAAUAGCAACUCUUUCCAUCCCCCUCCAUGAAUUUGGCCAUUGGAAUCCUAGAUCUCAAGGAAACCGUAUUCUACAUAUUAUCUGUAAGGUGCGAUUUAUCUUUUUUUAGUUUUAGCUGUAUUGGCUCUGUGUUUUCAUGCUUUCAGCAUUAUGGCCCAUAGGUAGCGAUGCUGUGUUUUGUUGAACACAUUUCUUGAAACCGUCCUAAGAUCUAACAGUCUAAACAAGACAGGUGUACUUUCUGUUUUGAAUCCAUCAUGACUAUUUUGUUUGCUGCUCUACACCUGUUAGUCAUGCUGUCUCUGACAUCCAGAGCAUUUGGAUCUGAGUCAAGGGUUGCCACCCCCAUCACCUGUACGACCCGUGGGGCAGACCUGACGGAGGAGAGGCAGGUGGUGCUCUGCCCGCCUAACUGCACCACCUGGAGAUUGUCUGUGUUUGGUUCGGAGAUAUACGCCUCCGUGUCCAGUGUGUGUGGAGCAGCCAUGCACCGGGGGGUGAUAAGGUCACCAGGGGGACCAGUGAAAGUUCAUAAACUACAAGGCAGACAGAAUUACCUCGGCUCCUACACCCAUGGAGUCCAAUCUCAGGCCUUGUCUAGGUGGACUGCAUCCUUCACUGUGGCCGAAUCUGCUUAUGUUCCUCAGGAGUUAUCAGCCCAGAUUUCCACAACUGUUCUCCCUGCCUUGGGACCAGAGAAGAAAACAUUAAAGAAACCAGUAAAGAAAAUACAAACUGGAGGAAAUAGAGACUGCCAGGUGGAGUUAUGCCUACUGCUGGAUAGCAGCAGCAACAUUGGCCAACGUCGUUACAACCUUCAGAAGAACUUUAUCAGCAAGUUAGCGGUGAUGCUAAGGAUUGGACCGAAUGGACCACAUGUUGGUGUAGUGCAAGCUAGUGAUACACCCCGGACAGAAUUCUACCUGACUAACUACACUCAACCCAAAGACGUGGUAUUUGCCAUCAAAGAGAUUGCAUUCCUGGGAGGCAAUACGAACACAGGCAAAGCUUUAAUGCACACCGUAGAGUCCUUUUUCCAGACGGGGGUGAGGAGAGGACAUCCCAGGGUUGUAGUGGUGUUUUUAGAUGGUUGGCCCUCAGACAACCUGGAGGAUGCAGCCAUGCUAGCCAGAGAGUCCGGAAUCAAUGUUUUCCUGGUGCCAGUGGCCAAGCCUUCUCAAGAGGAGCUAGGCAUGGUCAGAGACAGUGACUUCAUGAAGAAGGCAGUGUGCAAGGACAAUGGCUUCUUCACCUACCCCAUACCCAGUUGGUUUGGAACCACCAAGCACGUGAAGCCGCUAGCCCAGAAGCUAUGCUCUGUAGACCAGCUCCUCUGCUCCAAAACCUGCUACAACUCCGUGAACUUGGGCUUCCUCAUCGACGGCUCCAGCAGCGUCGGGGAGGGGAACUUUCGUCUGGUCCUGGACUUCAUUACCUCCGUAGCUCGCAGUUUUGACAUUUCAGACAUAGGGGCUAGAGUAGGGGCGGUCCAGUUCACCUAUGACCAGAGGAUAGAGUUUAAUCUGAACGACUACCCGGAGAAGGACAACGCACUCCGAGCCCUGCAGGGGAUCUCCUACAUGAGUGGCGGUACUGCCACAGGUGAAGCCAUCACCUACACCACCCAGAAGCUGUUCCUGCCCCGUAAGGCCGGCCCUGGGAGGAACUUCCUCAUAGUGGUCACUGAUGGGCAGUCCUAUGAUGACGUCACAAGGCCAGCCCUGGCUGCCCAGAAGCAAGGGAUCACCAUCUACUCAGUUGGGGUAGCCUGGGCGCCAUUAGAUGACCUGCGAACCAUGGCGUCAGAGCCAAAGGACAGUCACACGUUCUUCACCAGGGAGUUCACUGGCCUGCAGCAGUUCCAGGAGCCCCUUGUAAGGGGCAUCUGCAGGGACUUCACUGAGGCCAAUUAGGAAGAGGGUGCAAAUGACCAUGCUGUUUGGGUUUGCUGGAAACCCCAGCCAAACAGGAAACCUCUAGAAACAACUUUAACAGUAUAGAAAUGACCAGGUAUAUCCUAACAAAUUACAUGGUCACUGUAUAUUAUUAAAUGUUUUUUCCCACUUGAUGUUAGAUGGUUACUCACCUUGAAAGAAGUCUAUAGGCUAUGAGGAAUUCUCCUUUAACCGAUUCCCUUGGGAAUCAUUCAGUCCAUUGAGCACUCUGGUACCAGGUGAUGGAAGUAUUGAAAGUCACUGUGUUUUAUCAAAUCUCCUACUAAAUACCAAUGGAAACACAAACAUUAAAGUGCUACUGUCUGUUACACACUUAGAGUACAGCAGGCACUAAUGGAGCAAUACCAUUGUAAAUACACAAAUAUUUAGAUAAGGCCUGGCAGAAUCAGAAGUUUCACCUGAAUGAGACAUUCCUAGGUUCUCAUGAUGUGGCUAGUUGGCAUGCAUUAUCUUAAGUGUACAGUAUAUCAUAGCCAUGUAACUAUACUCAAUUGCUGUUGUACAUUUGAAGGUUUAUGUUGUAGUUUUUUUUUUUUU
This is a messenger RNA of Esox lucius (northern pike), 3663 nucleotides long. RefSeq names its product coagulation factor C homolog, cochlin (Limulus polyphemus) (gene coch). The coding region runs from base 1429 to 3084 and encodes 551 amino acids. The record is from RefSeq and is a predicted model, not a curated record. NCBI's taxonomy places the organism in Eukaryota, Metazoa, Chordata, Actinopteri, Esociformes, Esocidae. The transcript is spliced from 12 exons.